This is a messenger RNA of Juglans microcarpa x Juglans regia, 1248 nucleotides long. RefSeq names its product protein SRC2-like. Bases 147 to 986 code for a protein of 279 amino acids. The transcript has a single exon. The record is from RefSeq and is a predicted model, not a curated record. NCBI's taxonomy places the organism in Eukaryota, Viridiplantae, Streptophyta, Magnoliopsida, Fagales, Juglandaceae. Gene Ontology annotation, biological process: defense response.
GUCUCAUCUCAUGCGCUUUAACCCGCGCUAGCGUGUUUCUUCCCCAACACCUACAUACAUACAAUAUCCGUUAGAACCUUCAGGUCUCUGUAUUUUGCAACCCUCCCUCUCUCUCUCUCUCUCUCUCUCUCUCUCAAAGCUCUAACAUGGAGUACAGAACCUUAGAAAUCAACGUUACCUCUGCCAAAGACCUCAAAGAUCUCAACCUCUUCUCGAAGAUGGACGUAUACGUCGUCGUCUCACUCUCCGGCGACAAGCAAAAGGCCAAAACCAAAGUCGACCGAGAAGGUGGCACCAGCCCCUCCUGGAACUUCCCGGUGAAAUUCACCAUCGACGAGUCCGCAGCCCGACAAAACCGACUGAACCUCGAGUUCAAACUCCGCUGCGACCGCAGCCUCGGCGGAGACAAAGAUGUCGGCGUAGUGUACGUUCCCGUCGCAGAGCUUCUCAACUCCACCGGCGACGGUAAAUCCAUGCAGUUUGUGAGUUACCAGGUGACCAAACCCUCCGGAAAGCCCCAAGGCAUGCUCAACUUUUCGUACAAGUUUAUCGAGAAAGUGGCCGCAGGCGGUGAGCCCCUGGUGCCAGAGGCUAAGGCUCACGAGCCUGUUACUGCAUAUCCCGCUCCUGUGGUGGGGACUAGUGCGCUACCAUACGAUGGGCUCUAUCCUCCGGCUGCCGCUCCUCAUCCUCCUCCUCCACCAUAUGGUAUUGGUUACCCGCCGCCUCCACCGGGUUACGGGUACCCGCCGCCUCCGCCGGGUUACGGGUACCCGCCGCCUCCGCCGGGUUACGGGUACCCGCCGCCUCCGCCUCCGCCGGGUUACGGGUACCAACCGGGCGUGCAGCAACCGCAGAAGAAGAACAAGUUUGGGAUGGGAUUGGGAGCUGGAUUGCUAGGAGGAGCGCUUGGGGGGCUGUUGAUCGGAGAUAUGGUGUCCGAUGCAGGGUGUGACGCAGGAUUUGGUGACUUUGGUGCAUUUUGAUUUUUUUUUUUCCUUGUGUUUUUGUUUGACUUUUCUAAUUAGAUGGUUUGGUUGGUUGCGUGGAAAAUGGCGGCUUUUGACUUUUGAUAACAUUGCAAUUUUCUGGGACUGUUGGGACAUUGUAGGGCACAUAGCUUAAGGUUUACAUCUGAAUUCUUCUUGUUAGUUUAUUUUCAGAUAUUUUGAAGUAGGAUAAGGAUCAUGCGUUGUGUUUGUAACCAAAGUGCUGGGUGUGGAUAAGGAUCAUGCGUUGUGUUUGUAA